AGCCUGGAGGAGCUGGUCCUGCAAGGCAACCAGAUUGCCAUUCUGCCCGAGGGCUUUGGGCAGCUCUCCCGCGUCACCCUGUGGAAGAUCAAAGACAACCCCCUCAUCCAACCUCCCUAUGAGGUGUGCAUGAAAGGCAUCCCCUACAUUGCAGCCUACCAGCAGGAGCUGGCCCACUCCCAGCCUGCUCUCAAGCCCCGCCUCAAGCUGGUCCUCAUGGGCCUGAAGGAUGCGGGAAAGACCCUCCUGAGACGAUGCCUCAUGGAGGAGGCAUCAGGGCUGGAACUAUCGGGAGGCAGCAAGGGCAUUGAAGUGAUGGACUGGACAGCGGAUGCAGAGAGGGGGCUGACGUUCAUUGUGUAUGAGCUUGCGGGGGACCCAAGCUAUGAUGUGAUCCAGUCUUUCUUCCUCUCUCCCGGGGCCCUGUAUGUGCUGGUGGUGAAUUUGAGUGCCUACGUCCCUCAGCACUUCUACCCCUCUGUGGGCUAUUUCUUGCACUGGCUUGGUUCCAAGGUGCCCCAUGCUGUGGUGUGCAUGGUGGGAACUCAUGCUGACCUCUGUGCGGAGCGGGAGUUGGAAGAGAAGUGCCUCGACAUCCAUCACCAGAUCGCUCAACAGGAGAAGAGGGAUGCUGAGGGACUCCAGAGCUUGGUCCAGCAGGUGGAUGAGGCUCUGGGACAGGACUUUGACCUGCGCUGCUCCAGCCCGCACGCUGCCUUUUAUGGGGUCUCGGACAAGAACUUGCGGCGAAAGAAAGCCCAAUUUCAGUACCUUCUCAACCACCGCCCACAGAUCCUCUCUCCAGUGCUGCCUUUCAGCUGCCGGGACCGUUGCCAAGUGCGUCGCCUGCGGGACAAGCUCCUCUCGGUGGCUGAGCACCGGGAUAUCUUCCCAAACCUGCACCGAGUGUUGCCCAAAUCCUGGCAAGUGCUGGAGGAGCUGCACUUCCAGCCGCAACUGUGGCUUAGCUGGUGGGACUCUGCCCGGUUGGGCUUGCAGGCAGGCCUGACGGAGGAUCGGCUCCAGAGCGCCCUGUCCUACCUGCACGAGAGCGGGAAGCUGCUUUACUUUGAGGAGCACCUCACUUUGCGGGAGUACGUGUUCCACAACCUGCCGCGGCUCAUUGACAUCCUCAAUGUCUUCUGCCAGCGGGAUGCCACCGUGCUGCUCCAGAAACUGCUCAGUGACACUCACAUUGACGAACUGAGGACCACUCAGCUCCACCAUUACGUGGAGGGCUUCUUGCUGCAUGGUCUCCUCCCUGCGCACGUGAUCCGUCUCCUUCUCAAGCCCCACAUCCAGAGCCGGGAGGACCUGCAGCUCAUCCUGGAGCUGCUGGAGAAGAUGGGGCUCUGUUACUGUGUCAACAAACCCAAAUGCAAGCCCCUCAAUGGGGCAGCCGCUUGGUACAAGUUUCCCUGCUACGUGAAAAACGAGGUGCCCCAUGCGGAGGCAUGGAUCAAUGGCACCAACCUGAGCGGACAGUCCUUCGUGGUCGAGCAGCUGCAGAUUGAAUACAGCUUUCCAUUCAUUUUCCCGCCCGGCUUGUUUGCCCGCUACAGCGUCCAGAUUAACAGCCACGUGGUUCAGCGGUCAGAUGGCAAAUACCAGAUCUAUGCCUACCGGGGAAAGGUGCCCGUGGUGGUGAGUUACCAGCCUGCCAGGGGAGCUCUGCAGCCAGAUACUCUGUCUAUCGCUAGUCACGCGUCCCUACCAAAUAUCUGGACAGCUUGGCAAGCUAUUACCCCGUUAGUGGAAGAACUGAAUGUCCUGCUCCAGGAAUGGCCAGUCCUGUACUACACUGUGCACGUCCUUUGUUCAAAGUGCCUUAAAAGAGGGUCACCCAACCCACACGCUUUUCCAGGAGAACUGCUGAGUCAGCCGAGACCAGAGGGACUGACGGAGAUCAUCUGUCCCAAGAACGGCAGCGAGCGAGUUAAUGUUGCCUUGGUUUACCCCCCAACUCCUACUGUGAUCAGCCCUUGUUCCAAGUGA
Molecule: messenger RNA, 1995 nt
Organism: Apaloderma vittatum (bar-tailed trogon)
Lineage: Eukaryota; Metazoa; Chordata; Aves; Trogoniformes; Trogonidae
Gene: MFHAS1
Product: malignant fibrous histiocytoma amplified sequence 1
Exons: 4
Source: RefSeq, a predicted model, not a curated record